This is a messenger RNA of Hansenula anomala, 315 nucleotides long. RefSeq names its product nuclear transcription factor Y subunit beta. Gene Ontology annotation, molecular function: RNA polymerase II cis-regulatory region sequence-specific DNA binding; DNA-binding transcription activator activity, RNA polymerase II-specific; protein heterodimerization activity. The transcript has 2 exons. The record is from RefSeq and is a predicted model, not a curated record. Gene Ontology annotation, biological process: regulation of transcription by RNA polymerase II. Gene Ontology annotation, cellular component: CCAAT-binding factor complex. The annotation marks the transcript as partial. Lineage: Eukaryota; Fungi; Ascomycota; Saccharomycetes; Phaffomycetales; Wickerhamomycetaceae.
UUGCUAAAAGAAUACGAAAUCAGAGAACAAGAUAGAUGGUUGCCUUUAGCCAAUGUUGGCCGAGUUAUGAAGACUGCAUUACCAUCUCAUGCCAAAUUAUCCAAAGAAUCUAAAGAGUGUGUACAAGAAUGUGUGUCUGAAUUCAUCUCCUUCAUCACAUCAGGUGCUGUUGAUAAAUGCCAGGCUGAGAAGAGGAAAACAUUGAAUGGUGAAGACAUCUUGUAUGCAAUGAAUACACUUGGAUUUGAAAACUAUGCUGAAACUUUAAAGAUCUAUUUGGCCAAAUAUAGAGAGGUAAGUUUGAUCUCAACCUUG